UCUUCUUCUUCCUCGGAACUUCUAUAUAAACCCUAGCGUAAAAUAGUAAUUCCCCUCUCCUCUCUCCUCUCUUUCUCUCUUUGGUAUUUGGACGAGCAUCUAAAACCCUCGCAAACCCUAGGAACUUCCAUAAUCCAUGGCGACGAAGAAGCGCAAGGUCGAUCAGGAGGACGAUCUCCUCUCCGCUCCCAACCACCAUGAUUCCUCCGACCACAAGACCCCGCGCCAAACUCUGUACUUCCCCAUCCCCGACGACGCGCCCGCGGCGGCGGGGGACGGCGACGGCGACGGCGACGACUACGCCGGCGCUGAGGAGGAGGACGAGGACCUGGGGAAGCUCCUGGAGCCGUUCCCGCGGGAACAGCUCAUCUCCCUCCUCCGCUCCGCCGCGGCGCGCGACCCCCGUACGCUCGACGAGAUCCUGAGCGCCGCCGACGCCGAUCCCGCCCACCGCAAGCUCUUCGUCCACGGCCUUGGGUGGGAGACCACCUCCGAGGGGCUCCGCGCUGCGUUCGCCCGAUACGGCGAGAUCGAGGAUUGCCGCGUCAUCGUCGACAAGCCCUCCGGCCGAUCGAAGGGCUACGGCUUCGUCCAGUUCCGCCACCGGAGCUCCGCGAGCCGCGCCCUCCGCGAACCCCAGAAGCUCAUCGACAACCGCAUGACCGCGUGCCAGCUCGCCUCCACCGGACCCACCCCCCACGGUCACCAGCAACAUAACCCUAGCCCCAAUCCUCUCCCGAACCCUAGCCAUAGCCCUAACCCUAACCCUAAUCCUAGCACUACCUACUCGGACAACCUUCCCAGGAAGAUCUACGUCGCGAACGUCCAUGCCGACAUUGAUGGCACUCGUCUCUACAACUUCUUCGCGAAGUUUGGCGAGAUCGAGGAGGGCCCCUUAGGGUUUGAUCGCCAAACAGGUAAGGCCAAGGGCUUCGCGCUCUUCGUGUACAAGACAUUGGAGGGCGCGCAAAAAGCCCUUGAGGAGCCUAUCAAGAACUUUGAAGGCCACUUGCUCCAAUGCCAGAGGGCGACCGAUGGUAGGAACAAGGCGGCGUCAGGCCCUAUGAUAAACCCCUCUGGUAAUGAGGUAGUAGCUGCUAUGAACAUGCCACAGAGCAUCGCAGCUUACAACGGCGUAGUCGGCAUGGGUGGUAUGACCCCUGACAUGGGAUUGGCCCAGCAAACUGCGUUGUUGAACCAGGGUUUUUUGGGGAUGGGUGCUCCCCAAGCCUUUGUGCAGGGGAUGCAACCGAAUGCGGCAAUGCUCGCCAUGCUGGCGGCGGCCGGGCAGAAUCCGGCUGCUUUUGGCUUCAAUCCAGCGGUGCUUGCGUCGCUGAACCCUGCUUUUGCUGCUGCUGCAUUGGGUGCUGGGGCCCAGCCAACUAUGGCACCUUCCGCUGUUACGCAGACAUCACCAAUUCAGGGUUUAGGGGUUGGGAGCAUUGGUUACCAGACUGCAGGGUUUCAGGGAGGACCUCCUGGGUUUCAGGGCCCUUCUGUCUUGCAAGGGCCUCCGGGGUUUCAGGGUCCUCCUGGAUACCAAGGCACUACGCCGGUGACUCAGCAGGGAGGAGCUGCUGGCACCGCCGGUGUUGCUCCUUAUCAGGCCGGACCUGCGGGGCAGGCCCAGAUGCCAAGACCGCCUAUUGGACAUAUGGGUGGCUAUGGGCAACAACAUUAGCUUCUCAAUUGCCUUGCUGGUCGGGUUUCCCUCCGUUUUUAGUUCGAUAUUGCGACCGUGAUUUACUUAAGCGGUUUAGAGAUCAGAUGGCUUUUGAAUCCGUAAUCAAGCUCGGGUUGUUGAGGAAUGCGCUGCAAAAGUUAUUUGGAAAAGAACUUUUUGUGAUAUGGUUUUUGUCGAAUUUUAUGGUUGUAUUGUUUUGCGUUUUAGCCGUUAGCUGUGCUUUUUAUAGCUGUGUUGCCGUUUUCUUGUAACAGAUAUUGCUAUAGUUGUCUCUAGUGGUUUUCGUACAUGGUGCUUUGGCUUUUCUUUUUGUGUCGAUGGUUUUCAUUGGUGGCUAAUACAUUGUUUACAUUGUUGAGGUUUAACAAAUUGUUGCCUUUGUCAUGAUUUUGUCGCAAUUAUUUCGAAACUAGUAUUCUCUUGGUAAAUUCAAACGUCACAUUAUUAUUAAUUUCUAUACUCUUUCACUUUCCAGAAAGAUGUCUCCUUUAAGUAUACACGACAAGUAUGUCGUUUACAUGACUGACUUCUUUAUUUCUGAAGAACCAACAAAAUGCAUUCAGCUGGAUCUUGUUGAUGUCUUAAUGGAAGUUGCUAUUGAAAGAUUGUUGCAUAUGAGUUCAAAUUGCUACUAUAAAAGUAUUCUUUCGGUUUAA
This is a messenger RNA of Ananas comosus (pineapple), 2340 nucleotides long. RefSeq names its product UBP1-associated protein 2B-like. The transcript has 2 exons. The record is from RefSeq and is a predicted model, not a curated record. Gene Ontology annotation, molecular function: RNA binding. The coding region runs from base 137 to 1681 and encodes 514 amino acids. NCBI's taxonomy places the organism in Eukaryota, Viridiplantae, Streptophyta, Magnoliopsida, Poales, Bromeliaceae.